AUGUUACUCUACCGGAGAGGUCCGUUUACGCGUCCCUUUCGACUGUAUCGCCUUCUUACGCGUAAGCAAUUCGGCGUGCCUAUUGGGAAUGAGAAGUAUGCUAUAGCAGCGCAGUGGCAAUCCGCCUUCAAUCUUGGAGUACUAGUUGGACAAGUCGUUAGUGCCCUGGGCGUGGGCUGGCCUUUGGACCGGUUUGAACGUCGCAUUACGCUGGCCUGCUGUUGUCUCAUUACCUGCGUUGCCCUGGUGACUGGAAUUGUAUUUGGCGCAUAUCCCGUCAUCGCCCCAACAUAUAUCUCGGAGGUGACGCUAGCUCUUGUGGCUAGCGCCUUACUCGCAGGUACUCGGAAUCGCUCGGAUCGAUGGAGCUAUGAUAUCCCGCUCCAAGUCAAAUUCAUGUUUCUGAUUAUUAUCCUUGCUCUGCUACCUUUCUGCCUAGAAAGCCCGUGGCAUCUCGUCCGCAAGGGUAAGGAUGAGAAGGCCGAGAGAGCGCUCGUUCGUCUCUCACAUUCAAGUGUGGAUGCAAAGGCGGCACUGGCACACAUCAAACUCACCGCCGCUAUGGAGCUAGAAGAGGAGCAUUCUGAGAGAUUCAUAGACUGCCUUCUAGAAGGGUUGGUAGAGAGCUCCACUCCGCUACGCUUACCUUUGGAGGUCCACAACCGCCAACAGCACAUUUUUGGAUAUGCUGUAUACUUCUUCGAGUUAGCAGGCCUUGCAACAAGUGAUGCCUUCAGCCUGGGAGUCGGCCUGCUUGCUGUGGGAUCCGUCGGUACUUGUCUCUCCUGGCCGCUGAUCAACAACAUUGGACGUCGUCGCAUCUAUAACUGGGGUCUAGUCGUUCUGGUCGUACUCCUCUUCCUGAUUGCCAUUCUGGAUGUCAUUCCGACUCGGUCUAGCGGGUUGACCAUCACAUGGGUACAGUCUUCGCUCAUGGUCGUAUACAACUUCUUCUACGACCUAGCGAUUGGUCCACUCUGUUUCGUCAUCAUCAGCGAGACGUCUUCCGCCAAGCUGCGUGGAAAGACGAUUGCCAUCGCCACAACAAUCAACGUCUUGAUCAAUGUUGCGUGCGCUGGCAAGCACAAAGGAAAGCUGGCUUUUGUGUUCUUUGGUCUUUCUGUUCCUUGUUUGAUCUGGUGCUUCUUGGCGCUGCCUGAGACAAAGGACCGAGCGUUCGAUGAGCUGGACACAAUGUUCUUGAGGAGUGUGAAGACUCGGGACUUCAAGACGUAUGUUGUGGAAGCAUGGAUGGAUAGAGUGUAG
Messenger RNA from Fulvia fulva, 1266 nucleotides. Its product is annotated as Maltose permease MAL31. The transcript is spliced from 6 exons. Bases 1 to 1266 code for a protein of 421 amino acids. The record is from RefSeq and is a predicted model, not a curated record. Gene Ontology annotation, cellular component: membrane. Gene Ontology annotation, biological process: transmembrane transport; carbohydrate transport. Gene Ontology annotation, molecular function: carbohydrate:proton symporter activity. Lineage: Eukaryota; Fungi; Ascomycota; Dothideomycetes; Mycosphaerellales; Mycosphaerellaceae.